GGCAAACGGUGUUUCAGUCAGUGACUCAAAUUGCCUCCCCUCCAUUUGCCAAUUAUCCGACGUAAUGUGAUAUAAAAGCGUCAAUUUUGCUACGCACUUGUCAGACGCGCCAACGAUAAAUCAGUGCAAUGGCUGUCAUACAUGGCACUACUACAGCCCGGCGGCAAACAUUCGCGACGGCAUUGCCAUGCGGAUAUAUUCAACUCAUCACAAUUCUCAUAUUGCUUUUAUCCAAGUGGAAUCUUGGUGUUUUAACUGCCGCGAAUACCUAUGAAUUUCGCGCCUUUGCUGACAUUUUAAAACAACAACAUAUACAACAUGCCAUUAUCGCGUACAACAGCGUCACCGACCAAACACAACAGCAGGCGGGUUUGCAAAAGGAUAAUGCAUUACGUGCACUGCUUAAUGUGGCAUCACUUCAGUUUUAUGAUGUCCAUCAAGCGAAAUCCGUUGAAAACUCUACUGAGUUUCAAAGACUCUUCUAUCAUGACUCACCGCGCGUUGGUAUCUAUGUGGCACAGCUGGAGGAUGUCUUGUUGCAACAGUAUGUUUUGGGCUCAAAUGUGAUUAGUGUUGACACCAUCGAUGCUGGUGGGUAUAGAGUGCGCGUUGAUGUGGGCUCGCGUUUCAACAGUUCUCGCGUCUGGUUCAUAAUGUCCAAGCAACGUACAGUGGCGACAGCGCUGGCGAAUGUGCGUCGAGUGAUGACGCCACUGCCAGUGAAUAUAAGCGCGGAUAUAACAGUCGGCGUUCGAUUGGAUGCGAAUAAUACAAUACAACUUUUCGACAUUUACAAAAUACAAAAAGAUUGGUUGGAGAUUGAACCGAAAGGUUAUUGGAGCGCCGCUAAAGGUCUUAAACUUAAUUUGCGGUUCCAUCAAACCUUCGUCAACAGGCGGCGCAAUUUCAAAGGUUUACAAUUAGUAGGUGGCAUAGUGAUACGUGAAAAACCCGCCGGUAUGGAGGAUUAUGACUAUUUGAACUCUUUGUACAAUAAAAAUUUCGACCCCAUGCAAAGGAAAACCUACCAACUGAUUAAGUUAAUGGAACCUGUAUUUGACGUAAGCUUUCAACCAAUACUUAGAGAAACUUGGGGUGCACAUUCGCCGAAUGGCAGCUGGGAUGGUGUUAUGAACUUACUACUCUCUGGUGAAGCGGAAUUUUCACUAUGUCCCAUGCGUUUUGUACCAAAUAGGGUACAUUUAAUAGAUUACACAAUAGCGGUACAUACGGAAUUUGUAUUCUUCAUUUUCCGUCAUCCGCGUCGCAAUGACAUUCGUAAUAUCUUCUUUCAGCCAUUUGUCGAAGAGGUCUGGUACACAGUUAUAGCGAUUAUUGUUUUAACCACAUUAUUAUUGCAACUACAUUUGCAUCAUGAAAAUCGUUUUUUCAUAAAUAAAGAUCCACAUUUUCAGACGCGUUUCGAUUAUGCGAUUUUCUCUAUUCUAGAAGCAUUUUUCAUGCAAGGACCCGCUAAUGACGCAUUCACCGCCACCUCAACGCGUACGCUUAUCUUCGCUGUUUGCCUGUUUAGCUUGUUGUUGCAACAGUUUUAUGGCGCUUUCAUUGUGGGCUCACUGCUUUCCGUCUCACCACGUACUAUAACCAAUUUGAAAGCACUAUAUAAUAGCAGCCUCGAAAUUGGUAUAGAAAAUAUACCGUAUAAUAUUGAAGUCUUUGAAAAGACCACAGUGCCGCUAGGGGUCGCAAUUUACAAAGAGCGUGUUUGCAAAAAUCGCGAGAGGAAUAUUAUAUCAAUCGAAGAGGGCGCUGAGCGCAUAAAAAAGGGUGGCUAUGCCUUUCAUGUGUCAGCUAAUCGUAUGUACUACAUACUAAAAGACUUACUAAGCGAAAAGGAAUUCUGUGAUUUACAAGAUGUACCGUUGAUUCCACCAUAUCGUAUUGGUAUUGGUAUAACGAAAAGUUCACCAUUUCGCGAAUACUUUACAACAACGAUUGCGAAAUUUCAUACCUCCGGGUUGUUGCAACAUAACGAAAAUCAAUGGCAGUUACCACAAAUGGAUUGUAGCCUAAGUCAAAAUUAUGAGGUCGAAGUAGAUCUACAGCAUUUCUUACCGGCCAUCCUAUUUUUAGUAGCUGCUAUGCUACUUAGCUCGGCCGUAUUAAUUUUGGAGAUAAUCUACUAUAACUUGGAAAACAGCACAAAGUUAGCACGUUUAUGUCCAAGAAUAAUGCCGAAGCCUAAACUGGAGUUUGUAAAUUGAAAAAUAAGAAUCAGAUUCUCAUUGAUCUAGAAUAAAUUUUAAGCAUUAAUGUAUAAUUUUAAGCUUGAAACGAAAGAAAUUAUGUGGUCAUCUCAAGGUAUUCAUAAGUAGACUUUUAGUUUUACUAUCCGCGAGCGCGACUAUAAUAUAUUAAGUAAAGUAAAAAGUU
Molecule: messenger RNA, 2394 nt
Organism: Bactrocera oleae (olive fruit fly)
Lineage: Eukaryota; Metazoa; Arthropoda; Insecta; Diptera; Tephritidae
Gene: Ir84a
Product: Ionotropic receptor 84a
Cellular component (GO): membrane
Molecular function (GO): ligand-gated monoatomic ion channel activity
Source: RefSeq, a predicted model, not a curated record